UCAGGCAGACAAGAGGAGAGACAGAUCUCACAGAUAUCGGAGUGGCGUUGCCUCUGAAGACAAAAUGGGGAAAACAACAAACAGAAGCAUCAGUGCUCUUCAAAGCUCAGAGUAUGAACAAAACAUCGCUCUGAGGAAAUGUCCAGUGAAAUGUCCAACAUGUCACGCCAAGAUAAAUCUUUGUCACUGUUUGGAGGAUGGAGAAAGUUUCAGAUGGAGCCCAGAAGAUUCAAGAUUUCACACAGGGGAGAAAACCAAAUGGUUUAGCUCUGACAUUAAAGCACCUCAACCAAAGCAUUCUGAAAAGAGAGUCUGUAAGUGCAUAGAGUGUGGCAUGACCUCCAAGGGAAGUUCAGAACUUGAAAGCCAUCAAAGUAUACACACAGGACAGAAACCAUACAAAUCCCAUGACUGUGGCCAGGCCUUCAGACGCAAUUCACAUCUUCAAGUACAUCAGCGAAUUCAUACAGGAGAGAAACACUAUGACUGUAAAAAAUGUGGGAGGAGUUUCAGCCAAAUUGCAAAUCUUGUAAUACAUCAACAAAUUCACUCAGGAGAAAAGCCCUAUAUAUGCAAAGAAUGUGGAAAAUGUUUCAGUAAUUCCUCAAAUUUUAAAGUACAUCAUUACUGUCAUUCUGAGAAGAAGCCAUAUUCUUGUAAAGAAUGUGGGAAACGUUUCUGCCGGAGCAGUGUUCUUCAAAUACACCAGCGAAUUCAUACGGGAGAGAAACCCUAUCAGUGCAAUGAAUGUGGGAAAAAGUUCAGCCAGAAGUCAAGCCUUGUAGUACAUCAGCGAAUUCAUACAGGUGAGAAGCCAUAUUCUUGCAAAGAAUGUGGGAAACAUUUCUGCCGGAGCAGUGUUCUUCAAGUACACCAGAGAAUUCAUACGGGAGAGAAACCCUAUCAGUGCAAUGAAUGUGGGAAAAAGUUCAGGCAGAAGUCAAGCCUUGUAGAACAUCAGCGAAUUCAUACAGGAGCAAAACCCUAUAAAUGUGAAGAAUGUGAGAGGAGUUUCAAAAAAAGAGGAAACCUUAUAAUUCAUCAACGAAUUCAUUCAGGAGAAAAACCCUAUCAUUGUGAAGAAUGUGGGAAAUGUUUUAGCGAUCCCGCAAAUUUUAAAUUACACCAACGAAUUCACUCAGGAGAAAAACCCUAUGCAUGCCAAGAAUGUGAGAAAUGUUUCAGUUGUUCCUCAUUUCUUAAAGUUCAUCAACGCUCACAUUCAGGGGAGAAACCCUAUCAUUGUGAAGAAUGUGGGAGAAGCUUCAAAACUCGUUCAGCCCUUAAAACGCAUCAAAAAAUCCAUGCUGUUAAUAUGGAAAAAAAACUUCUCUUGAAGUAA
This is a messenger RNA of Pogona vitticeps (central bearded dragon), 1342 nucleotides long. The record is from RefSeq and is a predicted model, not a curated record. NCBI's taxonomy places the organism in Eukaryota, Metazoa, Chordata, Lepidosauria, Squamata, Agamidae.